AUUCUAUUAGUUGGUUUAACACCAGAGUGCAGUUUAAACGUAUCCCGACGGACAACGGCAGUGUAAAAGUAAAAUGACUAAAAUAACUUUGUACGGUUUAGAUGCAAGUCCACCAGUUCGUGCUUGCUUACUAACCUUGAAAGCGUUGAAUUUGCCUUUUGAAUACAAGCGCAUGAAUUUAUUAGAAGGGGAACACUUAAGUCAGGAAUACUUGAAGAAGAAUCCUCAACACACUGUACCCACUUUAGAAGAUGAUGGAAAUUUCCUCUGGGAUUCACACGCCAUCAUUGCCUACUUGGUAAGCAAAUAUGGCAAAAAUGAUUCACUUUAUCCCAAGGACCUUUUGAAACGCGCACAAGUCGAUCAACGUUUGCACUUCGAGAGUGGUGUUAUGUUCCAAGGAGGUUUACGCAACAUAACUGCUCCAUUGUUCUUUAGAAAUGAGACACAAGUACCUCAACAUAAAAUUGAUGCAAUUAUUGAAAUUUACGACUUCUUGGAGGUUUUCCUCAAAAACAGUCCAUACAUGGCUGGUGAUCAUUUGACAAUUGCCGACUUUAGCAUUGUAACUACAGUGACUUCGUUGGUGGCUUUUGUUGACAUCGAUAGUUCAAAGUAUCCAAAAUUGACUGCCUGGAUUAAACGUUUAGAAAGUCUACCCUAUUAUAAUGAAGCUAAUGGUGUCGGUGCUAAGAUGUUGGUAGAAAUGAUUAAAUCGAAGAAUAUCACCAUUGUAGUUUAAUUAAACUUUGACGCUUGGAAUUAAAUAUUGUAUGAAAGUGUAAAGUGUAAAGCUAUUGAUAACCGUAUACAAGUGAAAUAAAAUUUUUUGCUCAAAGAAA
Molecule: messenger RNA, 842 nt
Organism: Lucilia cuprina (Australian sheep blowfly)
Lineage: Eukaryota; Metazoa; Arthropoda; Insecta; Diptera; Calliphoridae
Product: glutathione S-transferase 1-like
Exons: 1
Coding region: 74-742 (222 amino acids)
Biological process (GO): glutathione metabolic process
Molecular function (GO): glutathione transferase activity
Source: RefSeq, a predicted model, not a curated record